Molecule: messenger RNA, 1271 nt
Organism: Ectocarpus siliculosus
Lineage: Eukaryota; Phaeophyceae; Ectocarpales; Ectocarpaceae
Source: the annotation of a GenBank genome assembly
UGACAGAGACUCACACGAGCAAACCACAGCCGUACAGCAGGUGAACAGAGAGACAAUGAUUGCCGGCGCUCCCACCGCAACGAUGCUCCUGAUGCUCUCCCCGGCAGCGCGCGCUUUCGUGCGACCGGUUGGCCCCGCGGCCCUGUGUGGCGUGCGGUGGUCGAAGGUCAACAGCGCCUCCCACCAGACGCGGGCCAAGUCGUCAGCGCCGACGAAGAUGGCGCUCGAGAGCGAGGAGGACAAGUGCAUGUACGCCUUCGGCGCAGCACUCGCCACCCAGACCGACCAGUUCAGGAAGCUGCUUACCGUAGAGGAGAGAAAGAUCGGGCUCAUGGGGUUCAGCGACCACUGGCUGGAGUCGGGGAUGCAGCUGGACCACAGCCAGUACGCGGAGAAGGUGAACAACAUCCUCCAGGCGCGCAACGAGGCGCUGGAGAAGAGCAUGGCGGAGAAGGGGGUGGGUUUCCUAGCCGAUGCGGCGAAGGAGGAGGGGGCCGUGCAAACAGCCAGCGGUAUGGUGGUCCAGACGGUGGUGGAGGGGACCGGAGCGUCACCAUUGCCCACCGACACCGUGAAGGUGCACUACCACGGUACCCUCAUCGACGGGUCUGUGUUUGACUCUAGCGUGAUGCGAGGAAGCCCCAUCAGCUUCCCCCUCAACGGCGUCAUCAAGGGUUGGACAGAGGGAGUCCAGCUCAUGAAGGUGGGAGGAAAGAGCAAGUUGACGAUCCCGCCGGAGCUUGCCUACGGGGAGAAGGGCACCGGCCCCAUCCCAGCAAACGCCACCUUGGUUUUCGAGGUGGAGCUGCUGGAGAUCGAGGGCGGAGCCCCCACCCCCCAAGCCGCCCCAUCCACCGAAGCCGCUGCCCCCUCCCAAGAGUAGAGAGAUCCCAAAUGGAAGAAAAAACACCGGUGUAUGAAUAUAUACGCACAUAGAGAAGAAUGUUGGGUGAUAGACACGGUAGGGAGACAGGUACUACGUUGUUUUUCUGCCGUUUGUUUGCGGGCUUUUGCCUUCGCGGGGUAUACAUGUCUAUCGGCGCGGGGUUAGUUGCCGUCCGCACGAUACAACACUGCUGCUGCUGCUGCGUCCUGAAAGGAGCGGUGGUUGUUGCGGUAUGCGUUAAUUGUGUCGGGAUUUGUUUUCGUUUUCGUGAGGGUGUUGUCUACGUGGUAAAUGUUGCUUUACCGAUGAUCGAGGCGAGAGUUGGUUGUUUGAGACGGGCGCUGGAGGAAAGCUACAAGCAGUUACGGCUACAGCUGUAUGAUGU